Molecule: messenger RNA, 846 nt
Organism: Stylophora pistillata
Lineage: Eukaryota; Metazoa; Cnidaria; Anthozoa; Scleractinia; Pocilloporidae
Product: putative sensor protein Sfri_3689
Source: RefSeq, a predicted model, not a curated record
AUGGAUACGUUAGAAGAGCUAAAAGCGGCACAGGCUCAAAUUGUUUUGCAAGAGAAAUUAGCAAGUUUAGGAUCUGUAACGGCAGGUAUUGCUCAUGAGAUGAAGAACCCUCUAAAUUUUAUUAUCAACUUUGCAGAAAUUUCUGGGGACUUAAUGAAGGAGCUUAAAGAGUCUAUUGAAAAGCAGCUUGAAGGAGAAGUAAAUCCAGAUUAUCAAGAAAUUCUGGGGAGUUUGGAGCAAAAUUUAGCGUAUAUCGAAGAACACGGCCAUCGGGCAGACAGCAUCAUUCGCAGUAUGCUCAUGCAUGCGAGAGGCUCAUCAGGAGAAAAACAGGGUACAAAUGUUGUAAAAUUGUUGCAGGAAAGUAUUUCACUCGGGCUUUCUAAUUUCCGAGGGGAAAAGCAUGCACAUCUUCCAAACGUUGAAACGAAUUUUGAAGAAAACUUACCAGAGAUACCAUUGGUUGUAGAAGAUUUGGGCCGUGUUUUUCUCAAUGUUAUUAACAACGCAUGCCAUGCAACAGAACAAAAAUGGCACGAUCUUGAAAAAAAAGAGGAACUUGAAGGUUAUAAGCCUGAAGUUAGAGUGUCUGUUAAGCAGUCAGAUAAUUUUGUUGAGAUUUGUUUUCGUGAUAAUGGGUGUGGUAUUCCUGCCCGCCUUAAGAAAAGGGUUUUUGAGCCCUUUUUUACAACAAAAUCUACAGGAAAAGGCACAGGUUUAGGAUUGUCGAUGAGCUAUGAUAUUGUUGUCCAGCAACAUGGCGGUAUUAUGAAUGUUGACAGCAGUAUAGGGAAUCAUACAGAAAUAAGAAUCAUGCUACCUAUCCAUCCUAAAGAGACAGAGUAA